GUAUUGUUUCGCCGAUAAAAGAUGGCGACCGGACCCGCGUAAAUUGGAGAUCUCAUAGAGGUCAUUAUCCUGCCUUUUUGUUGUCAGUGACAUCCUGUGACAAGUAAACGUGUUGAAAAAGGAGGAACCAUGGCUUUUGAGGAGAUCAAGAGCAAAGGAGGAAUGGAUGUGGGGAUGGAUGGAGACAGGGGCCUUGUAGCUGGUCGCAGCCAGAGAGAGAAGAGGAGGUCGUACAAGGAUCUGCUAAGAGAAGAGGAGGAGAUUGCUGCUCAGGUCCGAAAGUCUUCUAAGAAACGACCCAAGGAUUCAGAACUGUUCAUGCUGGGAGGGGACUCACACAAAAAGAAGAAAAAAAAUAGCGAUGACUACUAUUACAGAGACCAUGAUGGUUCAGGCCCACCCCCCCACAAGAAAAAGCACAAGUCUGCAGACCGCUCCCCACCUCUGUCUUCCCCGUCAUCUUCCCACCCGACAGAUACAGCGAUGGGCCUCCUGCAGGCCAUCACCUCUCCCCUGGCCACAGGUUCGGACCCCAGCCCCCACUUACACAAAAAACCCUCCUACCCCUCCUUCUCCUCACACUCCUCCAAGGACCGUAAACGUGAGGGCAGCAGUGGCAGUGGAAGCAAAGGGAGCCACUCCUUCUCUCACUCCCGUCCUGUCUCUUCCUCGUCAUCUUCCUCCAAGAAGCACUCUUCCUCCUCAAAGUCAUCUCUGUUCCACGGCGGAGCUCCCAAAGAGGAGCCUUUGACGUUACGCGAGGCCGACGGGCUGAAGAUGAAGCUCAUCAUGUCGCCAGAGAAAGAGGAAGGAGAGACCUUCCCGUUCACGCCACACUCAUCCAAAGGAGGUGCGAAGAAAGAGAAGGAUAGAGACAGGAUGCAGCUCUCCAAGUCACCCAAGAAGAAGCUACAGCAGAAUCGAGAUCCACUGCCUGUAGUGGGCAAAGAGGUGGAGGUGGAAGGUCAUUAUGGAGGUGGAAUGGGAGAUGAUAGUUCUUCAUCUGGGGGUGAGCUGGAGGCGGGAGAGCUAGUUAUAGACGAUUCGUACACACACCUGUCAAAAAAGAAAAAGAAGAGCAAGAAAAGCAAGAAGAAAAAGGACAAGGAGAAAGACAGAGAUAAGGAUAAAAGUGGGAAGGACAAGAAGCACAGCAAAGGAUUUGGAGACUCGUCGAGGGGCCACAGCCACUCCCAUCCCACUGUCACUCAUAGCGCUGUUGGUCCGAUGUACGCCAUGGGCACACCCAUCCCUCCACACCACCAUCAAGGCAGUGAUGGAGUGACAGAGAAGAAGAAGAAGAAAGAGGAGAAAGAUCGGGAGAAGCACGAGAAAGAUAAAGAUAAGCCCAAGAAGAAGAACACAACAGCAUAUCAGGUGUUCUGUAAGGAGUACAGGGUCAACAUAAAUGCAGAACAGCCAGGACUGGUCUUUGGUGAGCUAAGCAAAAAGUUGGCAGAGGUGUGGAAGGCGAUGCCUGAGAAAGACAAACUAGUUUGGAGGCAGAAAGCUCAGUAUCUGCAGCACAAACAGAACAAAGCUGAGGCCACAACAAUCAAACACAAGAGCUCCAGUGAGAGCAAAAGCAAAGUUGUUGCAACAGGAACAGGGAUGGUGUCGCCGAACAGAGCUCCCGCCACUAUGUCUCUGUCCCCUGCACGAGUCCCAGAUGUUGAUCCCAUCGAUGCAGCAGCCCAUCUGCAGCUACUAGGAGAGUCCCUGUCUCUGAUCGGGCAUCGACUACAGGAAACAGAGGGGAUGGUUGCCGUGUCCGGGAGUCUGUCUGUCCUUCUCGACUCCAUCUUGUGCGCUCUGGGGCCGCUGACCUGUCUCACAGCACAGAUACCACAGUUAAAUGGAUGCCCUCGAAACGUCCUGUCAAAUACAUUGGACAACAUCGCCUACAUCAUGCCUGGCCUGUGAGUAAAGGAUGAUAAUCAGUCUGGAGUCGGCAGAUUUGACUGGAUUGGUUCCUGUACAGGAGUGACCCUCGGACUUUAAUUUAAGCCACUGCUUGGCAUCUGAAAACUUGGAUCUUUCUAGUGUCAACAUGUUUUUAAAGUGUAUUUUUUUAAAAACCUCAUUCUCUUAAUUUUCUAAUUGUCAUACUUUUUAAACAAAACAUUUUACUGAACGGGCUAAUCCUUCUUGGCAUGUCAGCUUAGUUUUACUGUUACUGUACAGUGUGUUGUAUGAAUGGGUGUGUGCCUGCAACGAAUGUAAGUGUGCAUCAGUUUCGCUGUUAAGGGGGUGUGGUUGGUCGGUGUCCUGUACACGUCUUGGUAUAUUGGAUUUUUUUACUGAAAUGUACAGGAAUAGUUAAGUUCUCUUUUGCUCAUCAUCAACAUAAGAUAAUGUAUUUAACACCUGCUUAUUUUUUUUUUCUUUUACCAUGUAAAAAGUACUGUCAUGCCUUCAUGUUUUAUAGAUUUGAUAUUUUACUGUGGAUACAGCAUUUACACUUUGACUGUACCGUAGUGAUAGAAAACGCCUUUGGGGUGCAGCCUUGUGUUAAUCAAGAGCUGUUCGAGCAAUUCACUGUCAGAGCUUCAGAUUUAACAAAAUGGCAACAUUAAAAUAAUGAU
Seriola dumerili (greater amberjack) is the source of this 2585-nucleotide messenger RNA. RefSeq names its product HMG-box containing 4 (gene hmgxb4a). Lineage: Eukaryota; Metazoa; Chordata; Actinopteri; Carangiformes; Carangidae. The transcript is spliced from 13 exons. Bases 130 to 1923 code for a protein of 597 amino acids. The record is from RefSeq and is a predicted model, not a curated record.